AGCAUCCUUUUCCGUCAUGUUUUUAAUAUAGGAGACCUUACUAUUGAAGAAAAUACCGCUAGCCGUUAUGGACUGAUGUCAGAUCUCUCCAUUCACUGCAAUUCUUGUGAUGAAAGUACUCCUUGGCAGACAUCACCCAACCUUGCCAAGAAAGGCAAAUCAUUUGAUGUCAACCGGAGAGCUGUCUACCACUCAAUAGAAACUGGAAGUGGCUACGACGGACUCUCUUCUUUCUGUGCGAUAAUGAACAUGCCUUGUUUGUCAAGAGCUGCUUACUACAAGCAAGUUGAUGUAAUUUUGGAAGCACUGGAAAGUGAAGCAAAAGAAGAACUAAAAGGUGCAGGCCAAAGGCUCCGAAAGCUAAUCAUGGAGGAAAAUGGCAUCUCAGACAGCACCACAAUAAUUGAUGCUGCUGUUAGCUUUGAUGGCACUUGGGCCAAAAGAGGUUUCACAUCACUAACAGGUGUUGUUUUCGUCAUCUCAAUUGACACAGGAGAAGUUUUAGACUAUCACGUGAUGUCUAAAUCUUGCCGUAAGUGCUCCCUAAAGAACUCACAAUGUGAAGGGAAUGUGGAAGAGUUUGAAGAAUGGAGGAGGGAGCAUGUUGCAUCUGGAGAUUGUGACAUCAACUUCGAAGGAAGUUCACCUGCUAUGGAAGCAGAAGGAGCUUCUGUUCUUUGGAAUAGAUCCAUCGAACUUCAUAACAUGAGGUACAAAUGGAUGGUGUCAGACGGGGACAGUAAGGCCUUUAACACUGUUCAACAUGCCUAUGAUGACUGUGAAGUUAUUAAACUGGAUUGUGUAGGCCAUGUGCAGAAAAGGAUGGGCAAACAUUUAAUGAAUUUGAAGGCAUGCAGUAAGGGUAAACUUGCUGAUGGAAAACCUAUAGGAGGGCGUGGCCGGCUUACAGAAGGAAAGAUCAAGCAGCUUCAAAGGUACUAUGGCCUAGCAAUCCGGCAAAACACCUUGACCAAGGCAAAUCCCUCUGAACGGGAGGUUGACAUUGCAGUUUAUGCUAUGAAAAAAAAUAUUAUUGCCAUUCUCCAUCACUGUGUAAAUUCAACUGACAAUGCUAAACAACACCGCUUCUGUCCACCAGGUGAUUCAUCAUGGUGCAAAUGGCAACAGGACCAGGCAACAGGAACCAGUACCUACAAAGGAGAUGACUGUUUGCCCGAAGUCUUCGUGGAGACUCUAAAACCCACAUUUGUGUCAUUAAGUGACAGUAAACUUUUAGAAAGAUGUGUACGAGGAAAAACCCAGAACCCAAAUGAAAGCAUCAACGCAAUGGUUUGGGUCCGGUGUCCCAAACAUAAACACCAUGGAGUGAAAGUUGUCCAGUGUGCUGCUGCGUCUGCAGUCUGCCACUUCCACAGAGGUGCAGAAAGCAGAGAAAGAUUGAUGGAAAGGCUUUCAAUUCCUGGAGGUGCAUUUACUGAGGAUGCAUUUCGACUAAGAGAUAAUUCAAGGCUUCGGAAAGCUGAUAAGCAGGCAACGGCCAAGGAGAAGAAGCGCCGGCAGGGAUUGCAGCUUAUCCGUACUCAAAGAGAAGCGGCUCUUCGUGAAAAAGAAGAUGUUUCAUAUGAAGCUGGGGCAUUCUAACUCUUGCUCUUGCCUAUCCUAAUUAUAUUUGAACUUAUGGCUACUCAUUGACUUCAUAAUUUGAAUACAGGAGGUGUUUAAUUUUAAAAUCUUGUAACUUUAGGCCUUUUUUUCUCAAAACGUAUUUUUUAAUACUUGAGAAA
Molecule: messenger RNA, 1745 nt
Organism: Pocillopora damicornis (cauliflower coral)
Lineage: Eukaryota; Metazoa; Cnidaria; Anthozoa; Scleractinia; Pocilloporidae
Source: RefSeq, a predicted model, not a curated record